GAGCGUGGCUAUACAGAUGGCGCUGCAACGUGAGUGUCCGAGGUGGCCGGCACUCCCAUCACUCAGUCAGUCAGUCAGGCGGUGAGUCGACCAGCUGUUCGUGUGUCCAGUCUCUGAGGUUCUGCAGCAGACGGUUGAUUGCAAUCUUGAUGAUGGCGAGCAACGAGGUGAGCGCCGAGUGGCCCGCCUUCCCGACGCGCCUGAUGGCCCUGCCCGCCGUCAGCGAGGCCUGUGACCUCGCCCUGCACCUGUACAGCAUGUCCAAGGAGUACCGGGUGGUAGGCAUGGCACUGGGCGUGGCGGAGAGCACCCUGAAGUCGGCGGCGACGGUGGCCGUGCCCAUGACGACGCCGCUGCUAGGCUACGUGGAGCGCCUCAAGCCCCUGGACGACUGGGCGUGCUUGUGGCUGGACGCCGUGGAAAAGAUGAUGCCCGCCAUCAACAAGCCCACGGGGGAGAUGCGGAGCGCCACCCGGCAAGGCGUGCUCGUGACAGUGGCCGGCGGGGACGAGCCUCCAGCCACCCUCGCUGCCGCCCUCUCCACCCGCGCCUGCCGCAUCGCGACGUCCGUGAAGGAGCAGACUGUAGCAAUUAGUAUCAGCGUGCCCCACCGUCUGCUGGACACCGCUCACUCCCUGCUGGACCACUACCUGCCCGAGGAAAGAAUCACGAAGCAGCAGCCUGUCGAGCGCCAGGACGGCAUGGUGGUGAAGACUGUUGCCCUGGCCACCAAGACCUCCCGCCGCCUCUGCUGCGCCGCCCACGACCGCCUACACGCCUCCUGUCCCCUCGAUCCGACGCCCUCCCAUCUGGUGAUGGAGUGCUUGCAGAUGAUAAGCCGAAAGUGCCCCGGGAGGCUUGUCUGGGGUUGGCAGCAGCAGCAGCCGGUGGUGAUGUUGGUGUUGAUCUUGCUGCCCCUGAGGCUGACCUGGGCCACCGCACGCAUCCUCCUGGGCGCCGUCACGAUACUCGCCGAAGAGCUCAGCGCCACGUGGAUGAAACUGAAGCCCCUUGGCCAGGCUACGGUGGAGCAGGAGAAUGGCGAGAAGCAUUGUGGCCUGGCUGCGAUGGAGCAAAAGAAUGGCGAGCGGGCCCACACAGAUUAAUCUAUCUUCGGAAUAUAUAAUAAUAAAAUUUAAUGUAUAGAAAAGUUCAUUAGUGUAAUUUAUGUAAAAGUUCAUUAGUAUUUAUGAUUUUCCAACCUGAAUCGGAUUAGUCUACUGUUUGUAAAAAAAAAAAGGCAAUUUCUAAUAUUAAAUAUUGCAACAGUCCCAUGUCCAUGUUCUAAUCCGGCUGGUGGGACAAAUACAAAGAUAUGUACAGGAGUUAAGGGAUGCACGGUCUGUAGUGUAUACACAUGUUUUGUUCCUCGUUGUUUGUAUUUGGGGUUAUAUCCUCGAGAACAAAAGUUUAGUCAUAAAGAUUCGAUAACCA
This is a messenger RNA of Eriocheir sinensis (Chinese mitten crab), 1434 nucleotides long. RefSeq lists its product as uncharacterized. Gene Ontology annotation, cellular component: lipid droplet; cytosol. The transcript has 8 exons. The coding region runs from base 150 to 1106 and encodes 318 amino acids. Gene Ontology annotation, biological process: positive regulation of triglyceride storage; lipid storage. Lineage: Eukaryota; Metazoa; Arthropoda; Malacostraca; Decapoda; Varunidae. The record is from RefSeq and is a predicted model, not a curated record.